This is a messenger RNA of Aureobasidium melanogenum CBS 110374, 1788 nucleotides long. RefSeq lists its product as uncharacterized. Lineage: Eukaryota; Fungi; Ascomycota; Dothideomycetes; Dothideales; Saccotheciaceae. The transcript has a single exon. The record is from RefSeq and is a predicted model, not a curated record. The coding region runs from base 1 to 1788 and encodes 595 amino acids.
AUGGCUAGAAAGAGACCAUCACCAGUCUUGGAAGAGGCACCCGAUAUCUCGACACCAGAGAUGCCUCAACAGGACCAACAAGCACACCCGCACUCGAAAUCGAGCCCACUUCCCGUAUCCAGCGAACAACGUCGAAACAGAAGACGACUCUCCAGACGUGGCACAUAUCCAGAGCAGCAUGAGAGCCAAUGGGCUCAUCAAAGAGUUAGACCAUGGCAACUUAGGUCCAUGCCAAAUGGCAUGCCGGAUCCUCCUUACCCAGUCACACCUCCAUCACCUGAGCGACCCCAGCCUGUCUUGCCUCCACUUGGCUACAGAGCACCGACACCUCUACCGCCUCCACUACCCCCAAGCGUACUAGCCCCGGUCCAGAGACCAGACAACAAGCAAUCUCGUUUGCUGCAGCGUCAAAGACAGUGUGCACGCCAGCUCGAUGCUUCGUUACCAACACUCAGUCUUUCAGCUCUGGCGUCAGGCUCGAUACUGCUGGUUUCUGCUAUCCUGUUCGUCCGAAGUGUGAUGAUUGGCACACCUCAUGCAGUCGUUGGAAGGUCAGCAUUGAUAGUCUUCUUCGCAAUCUCGGUUGCAGCUUUCAUCAUGUCCUUUGCCUUGAUCUUGGGCGUGUUGUGUCGAAGAGCCCGAGCCACCAAAAGUGCUGCUGCCAGAGCUCAAGCAAGACAAGAGAUUGAGUUGAUGGAAACAAGAUCGCGUGCGAGCGAAGGUAGGCUACCCAUGUAUGACCGGAGAAGACGGAACGCAAUCUGUGAGCUUCGGGAUGAGCCAGGACUUGUGGUUGGUGCUACCCAAUAUCGUUCAGUACAGGAACAAGAGAGAGUCAUCAAUCGUCGAGAUGCGCCACCUAUCCGUGUAGCCUCAAGAUACCUGACCGAAGUGCCGUUCUCACGACCUCCGACACCGCACCCAAGGCCACCUUUGUCGCCCCUUCUCCCGGCAGUGCCCAGUACACCUCCUCCACCCAUACCGGAACGCAAUCCCGCCCGUUUGCUCGUGGCAGCCAGGAAGGUUGGAAAUGCUACUGAUGCAGAUGCUUUGAGCAUGACCGCACAGCCCAGUCCAGAGUCAGGCAUCCCGCCAAGGACUGUACCGAUAAAAGAUGUCCUACAGAUCGAUAAUAAGGGCACCGUUUCUGGCCGCUCGACUCAGAUGUUCAACCAGCACAUGCUUACAGCAGGCAUCCGCGAAUUGCAAGCCUACCUCGAUGCGCCUUCAAACUCUAGCUUGAACACUCUUGCAGCGUACCAACAUAGCGAGAGUGACUCGUCUUCCACCCAAGCCAUCAUGAGUAAUGAUCGCAGUGUGUACAGCGGUGACAAUGACCACAUUGACGAUGAAGAGGAGAGCCAUGUUGGCGAGGCAUCUGUGUUGAGUAUGCAGAAGGUAGGCAAGGCACGUGAAUGUUACGUCCCGGCCUCGAAGAGCAAUGUGUCUGCGUCCAAGUCUCCCAAACUGAGCAAGCAGCGACGCUCGAAACUCAAGGUGUUCAUGGAGACCUCAGGAUCAGAGGGCAAGAACUUCGAGGCACGCAAGCAUCGAAGCAUGGUGGAGUCAAUACCAAGUGCACCUCUUUUGCUUUCUCAACAGAAGAACAAGAACAAUCAGCUUGCUGUCAAGAGACCACAUAGUCUGAGUCCGAAGAAAUUAACAGGAAAUGUUUCUAAGCCAAAGGCAGUCGGCUUGGGUAUCUCCAUCGGCAAAGAGCAGAAUAAGGAGAACUUGGACCCGAAUCAGGCUGAGGUGGAAACGUGGAGUGCUCUGGGCGACCUUUGA